AUGUCCAUCUUUCUGGCCCUGCUCUUCAAAACGCCUAAAUCGUUCGACGAAGAUUUCGAGGAGGGUGCAGAGUAUCUGAUGGAUUGCAUAGGACGUCGUUACCAAUUGCUCAACGGAGAAUCUCAACCUUCUGAAAGCAUUGGUAAGUCAUAA
Molecule: messenger RNA, 153 nt
Organism: Protopolystoma xenopodis
Lineage: Eukaryota; Metazoa; Platyhelminthes; Monogenea; Polystomatidea; Polystomatidae
Source: the annotation of a GenBank genome assembly